Molecule: messenger RNA, 1973 nt
Organism: Zea mays
Lineage: Eukaryota; Viridiplantae; Streptophyta; Magnoliopsida; Poales; Poaceae
Product: Galactan beta-14-galactosyltransferase GALS1
Exons: 2
Coding region: 82-1587 (501 amino acids)
Cellular component (GO): cytoplasm
Molecular function (GO): glycosyltransferase activity
Source: RefSeq, marked provisional
CUCCCGCUCCGCUUCACCCAGUCCCAUACCCCAGCCGACCAGCCCGGCGCGCGGUGGCACUGUGGCAGCGCUCACACGGCAAUGCGGAAGGACGCUGCCGCCGCCGGCAUUGCGCCGGGUUCGGCGCCCGCGUUUCUCUGCUUCGACCUUAAGCCCUUCCUCGCCGCGCUCACCGUGCUCACGCUCCUCGCCGCCGCCUGGCAGCUCCGGCCUUACCAAUCCCUCCUCGCUUCCCCAUUCUCCGCUGCGUGCCCGCAACCCACCGCCGGCGUCUCGCUUCCCCGCGCGCUGGCCGUCCACGCCAAGAAGGCCUCCUCCGCCACCAACUCCACCGUUUCGUCCUCGCCGUCGCCGCCGCCCGGCCCCGAGCGGCGGGAGUUCCACGCCGUGGGCAGCGCGGCGGCGCUGUUCGUGCAGAUGGGCGCGUACCGCGGGGGUCCCUACACCUUCGCGGUCGUGGGGCUGGCGUCCAAGCCCACGCACGUCUACGGCAAGCCGUGGUUCCGCUGCGAGUGGGAGCCCAGCGACGCCUCGUCGCCGCCGAUGCGCGCGGCCAAGACGUACCACAUGCUCCCGGACUGGGGCUACGGCCGCGUCUACACCGUGGUGGUCGUGAACUGCACGUUCCCGCGCGUCCCCAACGCCGACAGCGCGGGCGGCAGGCUCGUCCUGUACGCGCACUACGGGCCGUCGCGGUCCCCGGCCUCCCGCCGCGAGCGGAUCGUGGCGCUGGAGGAGAGCCCCGGCGCCUACGACGAGGCCGCGUUCCGGACUACGCCGCCGCACCGGUACGACUACCUCUACUGCGGGUCCUCGCUGUACGGCAACCUGAGCGCGGCGCGGGUGCGGGAGUGGAUGGCGUACCACGCGCGCUUCUUCGGCGCCCGCUCCCACUUCGUGUUCCACGACGCCGGCGGCGUGGGCCCCGCCGUGCGCGCCGCGCUCGAGCCGUGGGUGCGCGCCGGCCGCGCCACGCUGCAGGACGUGCGCGCGCAGGCCGAGUACGAUGGGUGGUACCACAACCAGUUCCUCGUCGUCAACGACUGCCUGCACCGGUACCGGCACGCGGCCAAGUGGACCUUCUUCUUCGACGUCGACGAGUACAUGUUCCUGCCCGACGGCCGCGCGCUCGAGGAUGUGCUCGCCGAGCUUGAGCCGUACACGCAGUUCACCAUCGAACAGAACCCAAUGUCGAGCAAGCUGUGCGUCGAUGAUCCGGCGGCCGACUAUUCCAACCAAUGGGGAUUCGAGAAGCUGGUUUUCCGGAACUCGAUCACCGGGGUGAGGAGGGACAGGAAGUACGCGAUCCAGGCGAAGAACGCGUACGCCACAGGCGUCCACAUGUCCGAGAACGUGAUCGGCAACACCACGCACAAGACGGAGCACCUCAUCCGGUACUACCACUACCACAACACCAUCAACGUCCUCGGCGAGGUGUGCCGCGAGUUCGUCUCCGUUCCACCGAAGAAGGGCGGCGGCCUGACGUGGUCCGAGAAGACGCCCUGGUACUACGACGGCAGCAUGAAGCGCGUCGCCGGCGCUGUGCGCGAGUUCGAGAGGGAGACCAUCGGCGACGUGCGGCUAUGACGGACCAGCAGGAGUGCUGCUGAUGUACAGUUUUUGUGGUAUGGCUGUGAGCCAUUCAGGAAGGAGCUAGGCUGCCUUGGCUUACUGCGUUACCUGUUGGGUUCGGAGCUAUCUGAGCUGACAGAGAUGCAGCGAAAGCGAAGCUGCUGCAACCUUGUGUGCCGGUGGUGUUGUGUUGGCCCGUGAUUCUGAUGUGAUGAUGAUGAGAGGCAAAGAUGACGUUCUUGUAAAACAUAUAUAUGUCUGCAGUGUAAAUUCCAUUGCAUUUUUUUGUUGUUGCUGUUGUUGUUUUAUUGUUCAAAUAUACACAUUGUAUUCUGUUCUUGGAAGUUUCAGCAAUGUAGAAACCAUUCAGAACCGUGUUCUGUUUUAUGGCUUUUAUUUUG